Necator americanus (New World hookworm) is the source of this 678-nucleotide messenger RNA. RefSeq lists its product as uncharacterized. NCBI's taxonomy places the organism in Eukaryota, Metazoa, Nematoda, Chromadorea, Rhabditida, Ancylostomatidae. The transcript has 6 exons. Bases 1 to 678 code for a protein of 225 amino acids. The record is from RefSeq and is a predicted model, not a curated record.
AUGAAGAGAAAUUGUGUACUUCUUGCUGCUGCAGUAACCGCCACUGAAGUGGUUUCCUAUUCCUUUCUACCGGCGGCAAUACGAUUAUUUUUCAUGCUGGCUUCGAUAGCGGUAUUUAUUGGAAUAUGGAUGAACACACGUGAGACUAGCAGAACUAAAGUUAUGGUGCUCAUGGUCAGUGAUGCACUUCUAAAGUUGCCGGUGUUUGUCGCAAUUUUUCAAAUAAUAACUACGUUAACAUCGUACAACAAUCCGCAUCGACCUAUAUACUUUAAUGACUCCAUAUGUAUUGCACAUUACAGCAAGCACCGAUGUUUCCUAUAUGGUCUAUCCACUGCAUUCCUAUGGGUUGGUUUAACGGUAUCGUUAUUCUGUUGUAUAACCGACAUACCGCUUAUGUUACAACUUUGGAAACUCCAUUCCCGAAGCAGCGAUGUGACGUCGUCAAGAAAUGGCACAGAUGUAAUGUGUCGUUGUCCAACUUUGACCACAAUUGACGUUCCACCACCAAUUUACACUACGAUAACCUCAAAUUAUCCAACCUCGAGAGAUUCAACGAGAACACUUGAAACAUCGUUGCCUCAUUGUAAUCGUGUGGAUCGAUCCACCUUGUGUGAACUUCAUCGCACCUACCUCGAUCCGUUAAGUCAACCACUACCGCCACCAUACUCUCCAUGA